AUGUUGCGCUUCCUUGACGCCGUGUCUUCUUCCAGGGUCCUUGAUCCAAGCUCAGCUUUGUUUCAGCCGAGACCUUCAGAAGAAAAGUGUUGGUGCGUUCCCACAGAGCUCGCGCGACGCGUUAAUGGAAAAAGUGCCACUUGUCUAGCUUUCCAAAAAAUUAAACUUCUUUUUGUUCUUCUGAACCGACGCUCAGGCCGAGCAGCAGAGCCAGGUCGGAAGAGCCGUAAGGGCGACUCAUGCUUGCAUUCCAAGCAGUGCGUGGUUAACUGGUACAAGCAGGAGCAAGCGUGCAAGCACAUCAUCGCCGGGGGCUCCCGACGUACGAAGUGUGGCAUAUACAUUGAAAAAAACUUGCGGCAAGUAUUCCGAUGUCGUGUGAACCAGAUCCCGUGA
This is a messenger RNA of Pseudozyma hubeiensis SY62, 396 nucleotides long. RefSeq lists its product as hypothetical. The transcript has a single exon. Bases 1 to 396 code for a protein of 131 amino acids. Lineage: Eukaryota; Fungi; Basidiomycota; Ustilaginomycetes; Ustilaginales; Ustilaginaceae. The record is from RefSeq and is a predicted model, not a curated record.